Messenger RNA from Cimex lectularius (bed bug), 598 nucleotides. RefSeq lists its product as uncharacterized. NCBI's taxonomy places the organism in Eukaryota, Metazoa, Arthropoda, Insecta, Hemiptera, Cimicidae. The coding region runs from base 223 to 492 and encodes 89 amino acids. The record is from RefSeq and is a predicted model, not a curated record. The transcript is spliced from 2 exons.
AACUGAAGGCUGCGCGUGUCUUUUUGACUUUUCCUUCUGUACCGAGGGGAAAAUCGUACCUGGAGGGAAUUUCGUGUCGGCGCAGUCCCACUAACGGCCGAGCGUCUCCCCCUUGUAAACAGGAAACGGCGUCAAAAGUUCAGAACGUUCACAGACGCCGACUGGCAUACAUGUACUACAUAAGUGACGCUCAAAACAAACGCGCAGACACAAAUUUUCACGAUGGAUCUCCUCUACAUGAACGAAACGAUCAACUACUAUUCAGUCAGAGGGCCGAUUUAUAACAAAUACGACAACUGGGGGCAAAAUAAUGCCAAAGAAACUGUGUAUAAGUCUAAGCCACAAGGACAUACGAAUAAAAACAACUGUCAACUUUGCCGAGAAAAGCAGAAACGCUCUCUUUCCAAUUACAUCCGUUCUAAGAGCAUUGAAUGCUCUACUAGAGGUAGCAUUCCAGAAGAGGAGGAGAUCAAUCACAACGCCAACAAUUAAAACUGCUAAGAAAAGUUUUGCGCUUGGUUGGUGUUGGUUUACUAUUGCAUUAAUUAAGAUUGCUAAUCGUUAAUUUGCUUGUUUGUAUCAACAAUAAAAGAGGACA